Molecule: messenger RNA, 1454 nt
Organism: Erythranthe guttata (spotted monkey flower)
Lineage: Eukaryota; Viridiplantae; Streptophyta; Magnoliopsida; Lamiales; Phrymaceae
Source: RefSeq, a predicted model, not a curated record
UCAUCGCUUCUAGGCUGGUUUUCGUGGAGCGGCAUUCAUGAAUGCGAGGCCAAGUUCGUGCCGGAGUUCUUUGAUGGGAAGUCGUCCUCGAAGAACCCUAGGGUUUACAAAUACUACCGGAAUGCCAUCAUACGGCGCUUCCGAGAAAAUCCUAAUCGGAAAAUCACUUUCACCGAGGUGCGGAAGACAACAAUCGGUGAUGUGGGGUCCAUUCGCAGGGUUUUUGAGUUCCUUGAGACAUGGGGUUUGAUCAAUUACGCCGGUUCUACUACCAAGCCUCAGCUGAAGUGGGAGGAGAAGGAGACCAAGUCCGCUGCUGCUGCCGCCGCCGCUCAGGGCAGCGACAUUGCUGCUGCUUCUAGCGGCGGGGCCGCUGAUUCAGCACAGAAGAAGAGGGUUUGCAGUGGUUGCAAGGUCCCUUGUACCAUUGCUUGUUUCGCAUCUGAUAAGCACGAUAUGACACUUUGUGCGAGGUGCUAUGUCCGGGGUAAUUACAGGUUGGGUUUGAGUUCGACGGAUUUUAAGCGGGUUGAGAUUAGCGAAGAGGCAAAAUCAGAUUGGACUGAUAAAGAGACUUUGCAACUUCUAGAAGGUAUAAUGCAUUAUGGUGAUGACUGGAAGAAAGUCGCUGAACAUGUUGGGGGAAGAAGUGCGAAGGAAUGUGUUGCUCGAUUCGUAAAGCUUCCAUUUGGCGAACAGUUUGACGGUCCUCCAGAAUCUGCAGAGCCUGAUACUGAGUUAGGUUUACAAAAUGUAGCCAUGCCAACAAAAAGGAUGCAUCUCUCGCCACUUGCCGAUGCAAGUAAUCCAAUUAUGGCGCAGGCUGCUUUCCUAUCCACAUUGGUUGGAGUAGAUGUUGCAGAAGUGGCAGCUCGUGCUGCAGUAACGGCUUUGUCUGAUCUUGUCAAUAUAAAACAGAAAGAAUCUGAUAUUGCAACAAAUGGUAAUAACCCAAACACAACAGAAGAAGCUCUUCUCGAAGCAAAUUUGCAGCUUGAGAAGGAAGAAGAGGAGCUGGAGAAAGCAAUAUCUGGAAUUGCGACUCAGACGAAGGAGAUGGAAGAAAAGAUUAUCCACUUUGAGGAAUUCGAGUUAGAAACAGAGAGGAAAAGGCAGCAAUUCCAACAUUUGCAGAACCGUCUGUUUGUCGAUCAACUAACUAUUCUGUUUCACAAAACUGCUGCACCCAAGGCAGGCGAGAAGGCUGUCAAGAGUGAGUGAUUUCUUGAUGUUAUUACUUGUCUUUGUAUAACUCGACUGUCUCUUUGAUCUUCUUUGUGUUAUAGUAAUUUUAAUGGAUGUGAAAGUUGGUAGUCGUAGGUUUUAAUAUAUGUUCAGUUUGUUUGUUCCGUCUCAGCCUGAAACGUGUUCUAUAGUAUCUCGACUUAUUUACGUUAGUUGUUUGUAUCAGUUUCUUAAAAUCGAGUACUAUAGCACACGUUUUUUGUUAAAAA